This is a messenger RNA of Cervus elaphus (red deer), 987 nucleotides long. Its product is annotated as N-acetyllactosaminide beta-1,6-N-acetylglucosaminyl-transferase-like. The record is from RefSeq and is a predicted model, not a curated record. The transcript has 2 exons. Bases 1 to 987 code for a protein of 328 amino acids. Gene Ontology annotation, molecular function: acetylglucosaminyltransferase activity. Gene Ontology annotation, cellular component: membrane. NCBI's taxonomy places the organism in Eukaryota, Metazoa, Chordata, Mammalia, Artiodactyla, Cervidae. Gene Ontology annotation, biological process: transforming growth factor beta receptor signaling pathway.
AUGAGGCUGAAGAUGUUCGAGUUUGCUGUAGGGCUUACGGCCGUUUCCAUAACUCUUUGGUUCCUGUAUACCGACCAUUUCAACCUGCCAAAACACCUGCUCGUGGGGAAAAUCGCAAACUCCUCGGUGCUUGCAGAGGUCUGUGGCAUGGCUGUAGCAGGGAAGAAAAUCUUGGGUGGAAAUAUACCAAUGACACCACUGAAAGACAUAACUUGCCAACGAUACCUGACCCGGAAUCACUACAUAAUGAAACCUCUGUCCAAAGAAGAAGCUGAGUUCCCUUUGGCAUAUGUCAUGGUCAUCCACAAGGACUUGGAUACAUUCCAGAGGCUCUUCAGGGCUGUCUACAUGCCUCAGAACGUCUACUGCGUUCACGUGGACGAGAAAGCGACAGCUGAAUUUAAAGAUGCGGUGCAGCGAUUACUGAGCUGCUUCCCAAAUGCCUUCCUGGCUUCCAAGAUGGAGUCUGUGGUCUACGCAGGAAUUUCCAGGCUCCAGGCUGACCUGAACUGCCUGCAAGACCUCAUAAACUCGGAGGUGCCAUGGAAAUACACCAUCAACACCUGCGGGCAAGAUUUCCCCCUGAAAACCAAUCGGGAGAUCAUCCAGUAUCUCAAAGGAUUUAAGGGGAAAAAUAUCACCCCCGGGGUGCUGCCUCCUCCUCACAUUAUCAGAAGGACCAAAUACAGGCACUUGGAGCAGGGAUACGGUUUGUUUUCCUUUAUGCUGUGUACUUGGAUAAGAAAAAUGCCACCUCCCCAUAAUCUCACCAUUUACUUUGGUUCCGCCUACGUAGCGCUUACAAGAGAAUUUGUUAAUUUUGUUCUCCGAGACCAGAGGGCUGUUGACUUACUUCAGUGGUCGAGGGACACCUACUCCCCUGAUGAGCAUUUCUGGGUAACACUGAACAGGAUUCCAGGUAUGUGGGACUUGAUUCCAUUCUACAUAAAAUCCCACACGCCAAGGGGUGACUACUACAGCUACUGA